GAUGAAGCCAGACAGAGCGCGGUCCCCAAGGGCCUGGAAGACUGACUCACACAGCCGUUACUGGUUGUGCUGUCUCAGCAUCCCACCAUGGUUCUAAUGGGAAAAUUGAGUUGUCUAUGGACCUUAAUUCUCUUUCAGGUAGUCAGAGACUCUUCCCCCAAGAUACCAUCCAUCACGGACAGGGAUUUUAUAGACCAGUGUGUCAGGACCCACAAUGAAUUGCGUGGCAAAGUCUCACCCCCAGCAGCCGACAUGAAAUACAUGACUUGGGAAGCCGCCUUAGCGAAGGUUGCCAAAGCAUGGGCAGACAAGUGCAAAUUUGAACACAACAGCUGUUUACCAAAACAAUAUGGAUGCCAUGCAAUGUUCCAAUAUAUUGGAGAAAAUAUCUGGUUAGGUGGAUUGAGAAUAUUUUCACCAAAAUUUGCUGUUAACUCUUGGUAUAAUGAAACUGCAUUUUAUAAUUUUGAUACGUUAUCAUGCUCCUUAAUUUGUGGCCAUUAUACACAGGUAGUUUGGGCCAAAUCAAAGAGAGUUGGUUGUGCAAUUUCAUUAUGCCCUAACUUGGGAAACGAUCAAACAUCAAUAUUUGUAUGCAACUAUGCACCUCCGAGGCGCAGACACAGAUGCAAAGUGGAAUUCAGCAUCUCAGUGCAUACCAUAUACAGCAAUGUGCCUAAUUUACAGUCUUCUGAGGGUAUUCUAAUCAGCAUGUAUAUGCAAAAUAAUUUCUCAGAUAUGACAAUAAAAGAACAGUCUAUGACAAAAUAUAACUUUCAUCUGUUUAAUUAUCAAAACUUCUACACCCUUAUCUGGUAUCCAAAUUUAAUGUUUUUGUAA
Messenger RNA from Talpa occidentalis (Iberian mole), 840 nucleotides. Its product is annotated as GLIPR1-like protein 1. The transcript is spliced from 4 exons. Gene Ontology annotation, cellular component: extracellular region. Lineage: Eukaryota; Metazoa; Chordata; Mammalia; Eulipotyphla; Talpidae. The coding region runs from base 88 to 840 and encodes 250 amino acids. The record is from RefSeq and is a predicted model, not a curated record.